CCCUGAGCUUAUACCUUUUGUGCCAGCACAAGUUUAUUCGAAGAACCGAAAUAAGACUUGUGAGGGAAAGGGUUUAACCACAACCUGAAUUACUAACCUAAAAAACUCAGACGGGCACCGGAAAUAUGAACCGGACGUUCCCCCAGCGGAGAAGUAUGGAUGCCUCGUCCUAUGGCUCCACAGUGUCUAUGCUCUCAAGGGAUGAGAAGGAUGCAUGUUGUGGCUGCAGCAGAAAAUGCAUGUGUGUCAUAAGCGUGACAUUACUCCUUCUAAUGAUCAUCGCUGCUGCCAUCGUGUGUGCGGUGGUGCUCGCCAUCCCUGCUCGCACCCCAGAAAGUCGCUACUGUGUCACAUCGGACAACCACACCGGAUUCCUAUGCGAUGACAGGAUAACGUGUCUGCUGCCGUCUCAGGUCUGUAAUUCUGCAAGUGACUGCGGCAAUGGGGAGGACGAAACGACUUCACUGUGCAGUAACCUGCCUGAUAAUUUGCCUGGAUAUUUAAUAUUUCGAUGUGGAAAUCCUCAAAUCUGGAUAUACAGCAACCUGAAAUGUAAUGGCAUUAAUGAUUGUGGAGACUGCUCCGAUGAGUCCCAGGCCUUGGCAUCCUGUUCCUCCUGUCCGAGUAAUUGGUGGCCAUGUACCCCAGUGCUCUACCAGUACUGCAACUGCAUCCCCACUUCUUUGUGUCGCAAUGGAGUCCAAGACUGUGUGAGCUGGUCUGAUGAGUAUAUAUGCCCCUGACAAGACCGGAAGCCUCAUGUACUUCUUCUUGUGAUAUCCUGAUCACCUAGCCUUAUAUUAACGUUUAUGUGAUGUGGACCCCACCCUGGUUACAGGAUAUCAUCUCUUCUGUAAAUGGAGACUUUAGCGUUACAUACAUGCACAGGUCAGAUGCGAUUGUGUGGGACGGGGAGUUACACAUUGCACAGGACAUGGAAGGCUGCACACCAAGUGCUUCUUGCAGGAUCAUCAAUAGCGCUUACACGUAUGUAAUAUGUGGGAAUGAACCAUUUAUA
This is a messenger RNA of Bufo bufo (common toad), 1018 nucleotides long. RefSeq names its product low density lipoprotein receptor class A domain containing 1 (gene LDLRAD1). Bases 126 to 743 code for a protein of 205 amino acids. The record is from RefSeq and is a predicted model, not a curated record. Gene Ontology annotation, molecular function: protein binding. The transcript has 6 exons. NCBI's taxonomy places the organism in Eukaryota, Metazoa, Chordata, Amphibia, Anura, Bufonidae.